Molecule: messenger RNA, 2109 nt
Organism: Exserohilum turcica Et28A
Lineage: Eukaryota; Fungi; Ascomycota; Dothideomycetes; Pleosporales; Pleosporaceae
Exons: 2
Coding region: 75-1856 (593 amino acids)
Cellular component (GO): TORC1 complex; fungal-type vacuole membrane
Source: RefSeq, a predicted model, not a curated record
CCCAACCGCAGCCCAGGCUUUCCCUCGACGCACCCUCCGAACGCAGCAGCCCGUACCGCCAGCCGUGAGCGAGCAUGGCGUCGGACGACGAAGGGCAUUCGCGGUCCAAGAGACCCACGCCAAUGACACGACAGUCGUCGUCGCAGUCGCACAUUUCGCAGUCGCCAUCCGAGGGCGGCCACCAGCGAGCGGCUCACCACAAAGGGCAGCGCCAUCACGUCGUGGGCCAGCGCGUGCAGCGGAACACGUCGUUUGGGAAGAACCUCAACAAGCUCAGCAAGGCCGAGAAGCAGGCGCAGCAGGGCGCAGAGCACGGGGGGCGACACCACCGUCGCUCGCAGUCUGGCAACUCGGUGUCUGCGCCCAGCAGCCCCCACGGGCGGCCGGGCUUCAAGCGCCACGCAUCGUCGGGGGCGAUUGUGCGGGCAAACCAGGCGCAGGUGAAUGCGAACCUGCGCCGCAACCACUCGAGCGGCCACCUGCCGCCGCGACAGGGCCACGGCAAACACGCGGUCAAGUCCAAGGGCGACCAUGGUGUGUCGCGGCGCGCACUCGCCACGCCCAAUCGAUCUCGCCAGGCAUCGCCCGAGCCGGGCGCUGGAGUGCAUUUCGACCUGGCCGACGAGGGCGACGAGGGCGACGAGGGCGGGUGGACGGAAGAGAGCGCCUCGCAAUCACCGACGACGACGCGAUCCAACACGCGCUCCAACUCGGUCAUACUCGAGGCACAACACCGGGCGGCUGAGAUCAACAUGGAGAGGAACCGGGGCGAACCAUCACAGCAAGCAGUGGCGAGUCGGCAGCCGCCCAGCCAGCCAGCGCCGGCGGUGAGCGAUGGCGCGCGCAACAGCACGCAAAUCAACGGCGCGAGCUCUUACCAGCACUCGCGGCCUCCUGACGCAGAUAUGAUAACGUCGCGUCUGCUGCAGCGCAGCGCCUCGCACCACGUCCCUCCCAAAACCACGUCGGUUGCCGCGACGGUGGUGUCGUCGUCGGAUCGGCACAACCUCCUUAGUCACACAGCUGGGUCUGUGGGGUCGACACUAGUAGACACGCCUGGGCGCGAUCUUGUGUCGCGCUUUAUGGACGGCGAUGGGUCGGCGGGGACGCCACACGACGGCGAAUACAUGGCAGCACACGGCGGGGGCAAGGACGGGGGAGGGGGAGGGGGAGGCGGCGGAGAGGGAGGCGGGCUGGACAAGAGCAAGCGGAACAAGUCGAUGCCCAACUUCAGCGGCGGGGCAGAGACGCCAUCCAAGACGCCGCAGCGGUCAGGGACAACGACACCGACGACGAGCCUGCCGCCGUCGCGCACACAGCAGAAGCUCAUGUUGCAACGGGCGUCGUCGAAUGUGGAGCCGCAGAAGCUGGUGCCGGUGACGCUGCCGCGCACAGGCGGGCCGACGUACUUGCAGUCGAGCAUGCACUACCAUGCGAACGGCGAGGGGCGACUGGACCCGCGGCUGCAGCAGCAGUUCAACCAUGUUGCGGUCGAGUACAAUGUGGUGCGACGAUACCGCAAUCCGGUGGCGGAUGCGCUGGGGCGCAUCUACCAGAUGCCGGGCAUGUCGCGCAAAGGGCGGAUGGCCAGGACGCAAAAGGCGAGCAACGGGGUGGGAACGGGGACAGGGACGGGGACGGGGACGGGGAUGGGGAUGGGGGGCAGCAGCAGCGUGAGCACGAGUUUCAAUGAGGGCGUGAGUGAAACGGACGGAGCGAGCUCGCGGAGAUCACGAGUCAGUUUUGAGCACGAAGGGCGUCCAAGCUUUGAGAGCGAACAUGGGCGCAGUCGAAACGAAGCCGAGGAGAUGUGUCGAAGGCUGUGGGAAAGUGCCGAAGUGGUCGAAGCGGACUGAGGGUUGUUGGUAGGUGCCGAUGGUAGCGGCGUGAGUCGCAAACGAGGGGGGGGGGAGGAGUUUGCAACCAUGGUGAAGGAGCCAAGACCAUGUUCAAGGUUCGUGCGUGGAUUUUUUUUCCCUUUAUCCCCCGACUUUUGCCGUAGUGUUGGGGGAAGGUGUUUGGACGAGUAGAGAGAGCAAGUCAGCGGGCUCGGGGGGCGGUGUGAUGAGGGUAGAGCCGGGCACACGAGAAGGGAUACGAGGGGAUGGG